Microdochium trichocladiopsis is the source of this 835-nucleotide messenger RNA. RefSeq names its product synaptobrevin-domain-containing protein. NCBI's taxonomy places the organism in Eukaryota, Fungi, Ascomycota, Sordariomycetes, Xylariales, Microdochiaceae. Bases 167 to 526 code for a protein of 119 amino acids. The record is from RefSeq and is a predicted model, not a curated record. Gene Ontology annotation, cellular component: plasma membrane; SNARE complex. Gene Ontology annotation, biological process: vesicle-mediated transport; vesicle fusion. The transcript has 3 exons. Gene Ontology annotation, molecular function: syntaxin binding; SNAP receptor activity.
AUAGGCAAAACCGCAUUCAACCAUCUUCACCAACAUUUGUCCAUCUCCAGCCCGUCCACCAACACCUCUACCACUCCGUCCAGCACUCACCUCACUGUCGCGGCCAUCUUCAGACUCGCUCUGCACACACCAGAACCAUCACUUUCGCAACUCUCCGACCGCCAUCAUGUCGAACCAGGACGCUCCCUACGACCCUUACAUUCCCAGCGGCCAGGCCGCACCCCAACAGGGCGGCAAUGCGAGGACCCAGGCACUGCAAGCACAAAUUGAUGACACUGUCGGCGUCAUGAGGGAGAACAUCAACAAGGUUUCCCAACGUGGCGAGCGCCUCGACGCCCUCCAGGACAAGACAGAUAAUCUCGCAGUCUCCGCCCAGGGCUUCCGCCGUGGCGCCAACAGGGUGCGAAAGCAGAUGUGGUGGAAGGACAUGAAGAUGAGAAUGUGCCUGAUUGGUGGUAUUGUCAUCUUGCUUAUCGUCAUCAUUGUUCCGUCAGUCAUGGCUGCCAAAGGCAAGAUUGGCGCUUAAGCAGCAACACUACUAUUGCUGCGUUAAUUGCAUCCACGUAACGACGACGAUCAAACGGUUCACGCAGACACACGGGCAGGGCCAGGCUAGCCCUGCUGAUCUUCCGUGGUCUAUAGCACAAGUGGAGUUGUGUGUUUUCGGUCUGACUGGGUUUUUGUCUUUCGCUCGCUUCAAUCGGCACUGAUACCCCUGGAACUCGAGCUGCGCCAGGGCAAUAAGGAAGCGGGAUGCCUUUGCAGGUUGCGGACCUCUAUGUAUGAAAUGCAAGGCGUUUUUCCGACUUAAUCAAGAUAUUAUGAGAAAGCUGAA